AAACCGGAAGAGGAAAACACAUAGAUUAGUGUGUUUACAACCCCCGUCAUCCUGCGCGCACCCGGCAUCAUCCUGUCAUCCCACCAAAGCUAUUUGCAUUUGUCCGGUGCUGCUGUUUCGACUCUGCAGACAUCGUUAUGGUUAUUAUGAUUAUGAUCAGAUCACGGGCUUGUGUUGGAUGCUUCGCCGAGGACUAGAGGAUUUUAUCGCGGGCUGCAGCUGGUGGGGGUUCUGUCGCAGCGUCGGGCCACCCACCAUCCGCGGAAGUGGGACAAGGGAACAGAUGGCGCGUCCAAGCCGGGCUGCAGGGCUGCUGAGGAUCAGUCAGUAAAAUAACAGCCUGUCUUUGCCUGUUUUUCUAUUCGCUGCAUCUUUCGCGAACUUGACGAUGCCACAGUGAUUUGGGUGAGAGUGUGUGGGGUGGGGGGGCAUCGCGGAUUCAUCGCCAUUCAUCGAUGUGCGCGGCGGACGCGACCCGCUGGCAUCAACCUAAUCUGCUUGUGACGCGCCUCUAGCCCGGUGAACAAUGGUUGACAACCGCUACGCCACGGCCCUGGUCAUCGCCUGCGUGCUGAGCGCGCUGGCCACCGUGUACGUGUCGGUGGCCAUCGGGACGCAGCACUGGUACCAGUACAGCAGCCCCAGCGUGCGCGGAGAGGCCAACGUGUCCGAGCUGCGCUCCCUGUACGAGGAGUUCAUGGACGGGGAGUUUGAUGAGAAAACUUACAGCGACACCCUGUUCCGCCUCAACGGCAGCGUGGGCCUCUGGUGGCGGUGCGUGCUCGUCCCUGCCAACGCUCUUUGGCACAAGGAGCCAGAUGCCAAAAUGGUGCUGGAGUGUCGAAGCUUCACUCUGCCUCAGCAGUUCACUCCCAAGUACAAAGAACCAGGAAAUCACAACAGUGGAGAGGACAUGCUGCGCACCUACCUGUGGAGGUGCCAGUUUCUGUUGCCACUGGUGUCCCUGGGCUUAGUGGUGUUGGCGGCCCUGACUGGAUUCUUUGCCUGCCUCUGCCGAAGCCUCACCCCAACCCUUGGCAUCGGAGUGCUUCACCUGCUGGCUGGUCUCUGCACCUUAGCCACAGUGUGCUGCUACCUGGCAGGGAUGGACCUGCUCCACAGGGUGUCUAUGCUCCCCGACAAGGUGGACGGCUCGCUGGGCUGGUCCCUCUACUUGGCUCUCAUCUCCUCGCCGCUCCACAUGAUGGCCGCCGCGCUGCUGGUGUGGGCGGCACGCAGCCACAGUCAGAAUUACUACCGCAUGACAGCAUACCGCGUUGCAUAGACUGAGAGCUGUGUGAAUUCAUACCCCGCUCUGACACCAAGAUGGAAUUUAUAUGAUGAUCUCAGAGGAACGGGAUUUGGGUCAAUCUGUGCACCUCCGAUGGAUUAAAGUGCAUACACACUACAGUAAAGACCCUAUCUGCCGCAUUAAAAGAUUUGAUUUUCAUUUUUCUCUUGGAAUUGGUUUAAAAAAAGGUCAAUCAGAAAGACGUGUAUAGCGCUGCACAUGCUUGGUUAAGAGUAGAUAAGUACACGCUCAUUUAAUUCAAUAUAUAUUGCAUUCACAUCAGAAAAGUUCUGGAUCACAGGAUAGCAGCAUUUCAUGUCUACUAUAGGAAGACUGUCUCUACCAGGUUAAUUGCAGACAUAAAAAAUGCAGUUACUUAAAAACCACGACACAUGUUCUGUGGUCUUACUCCCUGUACAAUUUGAUCUCGGUAGAAAGCAUUGAUGCAAAGGGGAGAAUGUCCAAAAUGCCCUGAACAAGCCACAAAGUCUGGAGAACAUGAAUUUUCCUUUAAGGAUACUUAAAGGUCCAGUGUGUAGCCUUUAGUGACAUAUAGUGGUGAAGUUUCAUGUUACAGCUGAAUUCACCUCACCUUCCCCUUCCAAACAUGAGAGAGAACGUGUGGUAGCCUUCAGUUGUUAAAAGGGGUUUAGUUUGUCCAGUUUGGGCCACUGUAAAAAACAUGGCAGCCUCCGUAGAGAGGACCCACUCUGAUGUAGAUACAAAGUUUUAAAUAUAAUUCAGAUGAUUAAAGACAAUUGAAAACAUCGCUAGGAUUAUUUUAUAUAUUUAAUUUCUGCCAAUAGAUCCCUUUCACCUAAAUCUUACACACUGGACCUUUUUAAAGUACACUUAAAGACUCAGGUAUGCAUAUUGAAGUCACGUAAUUUCACAGAUUUUGUGUCAACAAUGCAAUGUAUAAACAGGUUUUCUGAGAUUCUUCCUGGAGAACAGAAUGUGACAUACUUUGAAAAAGCACAGCUCUUUAACAGGCUGGUGUGUGUCUCAGAUGGAUGUCUGUCAACAUGCGCCUUGUACAAGUUCCUGGCGUUAAAAGACAAAGUGUAUUAUGUACUAUAGACAGUGUGGUAGUGCAUUCGUAGUACAGUAUGUGCUAUGAGACGCACCCACUGUUUCACUGACCUCUACUGGUUGAAAUCUGUUAGACUUCUGCUCACACCCAGGAUGAAAACUGGGUGCGGUGACAUUUCUGAUGAUGUCGUGGACGCACCCUGACUACGCUUCACUGCACCACGACAAACAAUUGAAGAUAUUUAUUCUUAUGUUGCGUGUUAAGACUUUUACCAACCCAGUUAGAAACACAGUCUGGGAAUGUGAACAGCGAUGAGGUUUAAAGUGAGAGAUUAUCUGUACUAUUGUUGUAGUUAUGGGUUAAGGUUAGAUUAGGUCAAAAGUCAGUUUUAUUAAGAUUGACUUUCGACUUAAUUGACAUUUAUUUACUUGUGGAAACGAUGGUCACAUGGUGUUUUAUGGAUAUUGUUUUGUUUGCUAUUUUGAAGUAUGAUUUUAAUGUUUGACUGAUUUUUUUUAGAUUUUUUUAGAAUAUGAAAAAUCCCUCAUGUACUCAACAGUAAAAGUACUUUGUGUUUUGUGUUCUUGUAUGCUCACUGAAAUAGGUUUCCAUGUCUUUUGUGAUUUAGUUAGUGCAUAUUGUUAUUUAUUUGAUUUAUAUUUGUUCCUUGAUUUUUUUUUUUUUUAAAUCAUUUCCGUUCACCAUUAUGGGGAAAAAAACAACAAAGUUCAGUAAAUAACAGGAUCUAAGGGAAAUAGUUUCCUGUGAGGCAUUAUGAAUGUACUUUAAAUGCCAUAUUAUGAUAAGCUACAGUAUUCCUUUGCACUUAAAUUAUUUUUGAACAUAUCUGAAUAUUGCUGUAGUGCUUGGUAGUGAAUUUCUAUUUUUUCACAAUGUAAAUGUCCCAAAAUAUCUAAUGCAUUUACAGAAAACGCAGCUGUUACUUUUAAAAUCAUGCUGUAAGUUUCCAUUGAUAUAUAGAGUAUUAGCGCUCACAAGGUUUUAUGGGAUAAAGCCUGUGUAAUGAUGCACGGUGUGUGUUCUCAUGUAUUCAGCCUUUAAAUACAAGAUAUUCCUCAAUCCCUGAAUCCACGAUAGAGUAAAUACUGUAUAACAGCUGUAUGACUGUGCUUUUGUGAAUCUACAGUGAAUGUGUCGUCCAUCCUCCACCUGAAUAUUGUGUGUGAGCGUGUGCAAUCGUGCACGCACAGCGGUGCACGUUCAAAAGCAACUGCUGUCGUUUCAAUAAAAAAGUUUUACAAAAAUUUA
This is a messenger RNA of Hippoglossus stenolepis (Pacific halibut), 3593 nucleotides long. RefSeq names its product claudin domain-containing protein 1. NCBI's taxonomy places the organism in Eukaryota, Metazoa, Chordata, Actinopteri, Pleuronectiformes, Pleuronectidae. The transcript has 4 exons. Gene Ontology annotation, cellular component: membrane. Bases 527 to 1285 code for a protein of 252 amino acids. The record is from RefSeq and is a predicted model, not a curated record.